GUAGCAUGCAUGGUGGGUCCUGUCGCUGUGUGUCUUUGUCCCCUCAGAGACUCAGAGAGGAGCAACAUGUCCGCCGUGCAGCUGCUGCGGGAGUCGGUACAUGAGCGGAUCCUCGCUGCCGCUGAAGACUUCCUGAUGCAGGUGGAGGAAGGAGGAGGAAAGGCUCGAGUCCCGGAGCUGAGAGCGAUGCUCACCGAGCGGCUAAUGGCGGCGGGGGAGCAGAUCCUCGCUGGGCUUGAGGAAACCUUGUUAGAGUCCGAGGAGCGGUCCGAGCGGGAGAUCUGCCGCCAGAGGAGGCUGCUCGAUGCCGUGAUGCAGCCCGAAGUCCGGCUGCACAGAGCAGUGUGUCCUGCAGUCGUCCAGCAACUGAUGGUGAUUAAAGAAGAGGUUCCCACUGAGGAGCAGAAGUGGAGCCCCUUUGUGGACAAGAAGGACCCAGAGCCCCCCCACAUUAAAGAGGAACAGGAGGAACCGUGGACCAAUCAGGAUGGACAGCAGCUUCAAGGACUGGAGGAGGCUGAUAUCAAGUUCACAUUGACUCCUGUCGCUGUGAAGAGUGAAGAAGAUGAAGAGAAACUUAAAUCGUCAAAGCUUCAUCCGAGUGAGAUGAAGGAGAACAGAGUGGACUGUGGAGGACCAGAACCAGCCAGGAACUCAGGUCCUGAUGGACGUUUACAACCAGGUCCUGAGGAGAAGACUGAAGACUCUUCUGAGACUGAAGAGAGUGAGGAUGAUUGGAUGGAGACCAGGGAACCUCAGACUGGUUUAAAUACAAGAAAUAACAAACAGCCUCUAAGUGAUAUGGGAUGUAAGACAGAAAAAAAAUUGUUUAGCUGCUCUGAGUGUGGUAAAAGAUGUAUCCAUAGGGGAGAUCUAAAUAGACAUAUGAGGAUUCAUACAGGAGAGAAGUCGUUUAGCUGCUCUGAGUGUGGUAAAAGAUUUAACCGUAGGGGCAAUCUAAAUACACAUAUGAGGACUCAUACAGGUGAGAAACCGUUCAGCUGCUCUGAGUGUGGUGAAAGUUUUACCCAAAGGAACCAUCUAAAUACACAUAUGAUGAUUCAUACAGGAGAGAAACCGUUCAGCUGCUCUGAGUGUGGUAAAAGAUUUAGCCAUAGGGGAGCUCUAAAUAAACAUGUGAGGAUUCAUACAGGUGAGAAACCGUUUUGUUGCCUUGAGUGUGGUAAAAGAUUUACCACAAGGGGCAAUCUAAAUUCACAUAUGAGGAUUCAUACAGGAGAGAAGCCGUUCAGUUGACCUGAGUGUGGUAAAAGAUUAAAGAUUCAGUCCUAUUGUACGAGACGUGAGGAUUCAUAAAGGAGAGAAGUGACUACGUUGCAACCUUUGCAACAAAAGAGUUAUUAGGGUUUAUCAGCAAAUAUUCAUAUUAUACAUAUUCAUAGUUCACUGUUUUAAAUAGACUUAACAGUUAUUAUGUCCCUAGAAAAUACAACUCUUUGAAUAACACAAAAGAUUUGUGUUUAUAUGUCUUGUUUCUACUUUUUUUUUUACAUAAUUUAUCUUUUUUUCAUAAUGUCCUUGUCGUUUAAGGUUAAAGUGUGUUCCUUGCACAGUAUGAAUGUGUCUUUCAAACUAGUUCAUAUGAUUAACUACGUUUGUUUAAAUCAAUGGUUUCUUGGUUGGUGAGAUUCAAUGACAGUGUGUGUUCUCCUUUAUGUAUUGAAUGUGUUUCCAAGAAU
Messenger RNA from Limanda limanda (common dab), 1700 nucleotides. Its product is annotated as zinc finger and SCAN domain-containing protein 12-like. Gene Ontology annotation, biological process: regulation of transcription by RNA polymerase II. Gene Ontology annotation, molecular function: RNA polymerase II cis-regulatory region sequence-specific DNA binding; DNA-binding transcription factor activity, RNA polymerase II-specific. The transcript has 2 exons. Lineage: Eukaryota; Metazoa; Chordata; Actinopteri; Pleuronectiformes; Pleuronectidae. Gene Ontology annotation, cellular component: PcG protein complex; transcription regulator complex. The coding region runs from base 10 to 1257 and encodes 415 amino acids. The record is from RefSeq and is a predicted model, not a curated record.